This is a messenger RNA of Boleophthalmus pectinirostris (great blue-spotted mudskipper), 3523 nucleotides long. RefSeq names its product S9 family peptidase (gene apeh2). Gene Ontology annotation, biological process: proteolysis. The record is from RefSeq and is a predicted model, not a curated record. Gene Ontology annotation, molecular function: serine-type endopeptidase activity. NCBI's taxonomy places the organism in Eukaryota, Metazoa, Chordata, Actinopteri, Gobiiformes, Gobiidae.
CUCGAACCGUGGGCCACACUUCGGGCGCGUUUAUGCAACUUUGGAGAAGCAUUUCAUUUGAUUUAUUGCCUCGCGUGAACGGAGACGGUUCGAUUUCCGCGCGAGUAACUUUUGACGUGCAGAAGGUCAAUGCAAACUCCAGGAGCUUCUCGACAAACGCGCUCCCUUCUCGCAAGACUCGUAAUCUGAGCUGCACCUUGCGGCUAAAUAGGGGUGUUUUUUUUUUGGAAGUCACUGAGUGUGCGUAAUGAACCCAGGGAGAAUAACGGGACUGUUUUCGGACCUGUGCGCGCUCGCGGUCCCGGCUCGAGCGCACGUCAAGGAGCAGAAGCUGAACGGACAGACGCUGUACGACGUCAACACAGACUGGACUCAGAACGACCUGGUCCGCGGUUCCAGACUCAGUUUCUGCCAGAGGUGGACUUUGCUGAUUGAAGAGAAAAACAGAAUCCAGUGUGUCCUCCCCCCAGGACCCGCUCUUCCUCUCGGCGCAGAAUGCCUCAGUUCAUUCUCUCCCGUCCAGGGCCUCAGAGCAGUUAUCAAAGACGUAAAUGGACACCAGCUUCUCGAGGUUUGGGACGAACGUGGUCUGAGAAAGUGCCUGAACCUCACAGCCCUCAACCAACAUGGACGGGUCUAUGAUGACGUGCACUUUGGCUGUCUGUCCUGGUCACGAUGUGAAAACAAACUGUUGUACAUCGCUGAGAAAAAAACAGAGUCACCAAACGCCUCAUCUGGAGACGUGAAGGAGCGCAGACUGUACCGUGAGGACUGGGGAGAGGCUCUGUCUCAGAAGAGUGUCCCUGUGCUCUGCUGUGUGGACCUGAGGAGCGGGGUCGUCCGUGUGCUGCAGGGGGCUCCAGAGCAGCUCUCAGCAGGACAGUGCGUGCCCCUCAGUCUGGAUGCGGUGGGGCCCUCCGUGCGGUUGCUGGAGCAGAUCUGGGGCCCCUCGUCUCGUCGUCCCGUGUGGGUGAACGCCGACGUGCUGCCCGGCCCCGGGGGUGUGGCCUCCCCUUUACAGCCCCAGAGCUUCCUGUCCGCCGUGGGGGCCCUGCCUGACCACACUGUGCUCUCUCUGGGCUGGACCACCGGCUGGACCCCCGGAGCUGAAAACCCAGGCUACAGUUGGGAGAUGGUGCGUGAGAUGGAGCAGAUCUGCGGAGGUCUGAAGAACCCGGUGACGUUCCCAGUUCGAGCGGCUCUGAUGGGUCAGUCUGCGCCGCAGCUGCUCUGGCUCCUGCAGCAGUCCCACAGGUACAACUCCAGCCUGAGCUCGAGCUAUGAAACCACCUACUGGACUCAGAACGACCUGGUCCGCGGUUCCAGACUCAGUUUCUGCCAGAGGUGGACUUUGCUGAUUGAAGAGAAAAACAGAAUCCAGUGUGUCCUCCCCCCUGGACCCGCUCUUCCUCUCGGCGCAGAAUGCCUCAGUUCAUUCUCUCCCGUCCAGGGCCUCAGAGCAGUUAUCAAAGACGUAAAUGGACACCAGCUUCUCGAGGUUUGGGACGAACGUGGUCUGAGAAAGUGCCUGAACCUCACAGCCCUCAACCAACAUGGACGGGUCUAUGAUGACGUGCACUUUGGCUGUCUGUCCUGGUCACGAUGUGAAAACAAACUGUUGUACAUCGCUGAGAAAAAAACAGAGUCACCAAACGCCUCAUCUGGAGAUGUGAAGGAGCGCAGACUGUACCGUGAGGACUGGGGAGAGGCUCUGUCUCAGAAGAGUGUCCCUGUGCUCUGCUGUGUGGACCUGAGGAGCGGGGUCGUCCGUGUGCUGCAGGGGGCUCCAGAGCAGCUCUCAGCAGGACAGGCAGUGUGGUCUUUGGAUGGUGAGAGCGUUUUCUUCGUUGGCUGGUCCCAUGAGCCGUACAGACUGGGACUCAAGUUCUGCACGAACCGCAGAUCUGCAUUGUUUCGGAUCGAUUUGGAAGGAAAUUGUGAGCGUCUGUCAGAAGAGAACGUGUCCGUCUUAAGUCCUCGUCUCAGCCCAGAUGGAUCAGCUUUAGUUUUUCUUCAGGGAAACGUGUUUGGGCCUCACGCUCAGUGCCUCAAAAUGCAAAUGUUGGACCUGAAGAGUAAAAAAAUCUCCACCCUUAUUGACGUCGUCCACAGAGCGCAGAGUGGAGAAGACACCGGUGGAUUCUCUGGAGUGUACGAGUCUCUGCCCUCCUGCUGCUGGUCCGAGGACAGUCAGAGAAUAGUGUUCAGCAGCGCUCACAAGAACUGGAAGGACAUAUUUGUGGUGGACAGACAAACCCAGACUGUCUCCUGUCUCUCUGAUAACGUCUCUGAUGGUCUGAGAGUGUUUGGAUCCUGGAGGCUCCUGACCAUCCACAGAGACCUGAUGGUGGUCUGCUGCUCCAGCCCCAACACUCCGCCCACACUGAGAGUUGGAUUCCUGCCCCCUGGUGGACAGAGUGUCUCAUGGAAAACUCUUCUUCCUCCUCUGAGCACGUUCGACUUCCCCUGGACCGUCAUGGAUGUGCGGCCCACAGCGGACGAGGACAAUGCCAAAUACACUGGUCUUGAUUUUGGUGCCAUUUUAGUGAAACCGUCCACUCAGGGCAAAACCAAACUACCUCUAGUCGUCUUCAUUCAUGGAGGCCCUCACUCCCAGUUCCCCGCUGAGUGGAACAUCACCACAGCGGGUCUGGUCCAACUGGGACUUGCUGUUUUAAUGGUGAACUACAGAGGGUCCACGGGGUUUGGCCAGGACAGCAUCUUGUCUCUGCUUGGCCAAAUCGGUCAACAAGACGUCCAAGAUGUACAAAGGGCCGUUCAGUUUGCCCUCCAGACUGACACGACCCUUGACCCUGAGCGUUUGGCGGUUUUCGGGGGGUCACACGGUGGGUUUCUGUCCUGUCACCUGAUUGGCCAGUUCCCGGACGUGUACAGAGCCUGUGCAGUGAGGAACCCUGUGGUGAACGCAGCCACUCUCCUGGGCACCAGCGACAUCACUGACUGGAGAUACAGCAGCGUCGGUAUGAACUUCUCCUAUGAACAGAUUCCAACUCCUGAGGCUCUGGCCACCAUGUUGGAGAGGUCGCCCAUCACACACGCGCCAAAGAUGAAGUGUCCCCUGCUGCUGAUGCUGGGGGCCAAAGACCGCAGAGUGUCUCCUCACCAGGGCCUGGAGCUGUACAGAGCUCUGAAGAGCAGAGGGAGGAUCGUCAGGCUGCUGUGGUUCCCUGAGGACGGUCACUCUCUCUCUCGUGUGGACACUCAGACCGACUGUUUCCUCAACACUGUUCUGUGGCUACAACAAUAUCUCUGACGCUGACACAUCUGCCCCACAUCUGGACUAAAAUCUCACCGAACUGCACUCAAAACUGAAUUAUCCAGGUUUGAAUUUUGAAUUUUGUUAAUUGUUUGUUAAUGAAACUUAAUCACCAGCAAUUUUUCUUACUUCCCUCUGCUAAUUUUAAAGUUUUUCACAUUUACAAUAUAAUGUAAAUAAUCACAGUGGAGAAAUAAUAAUAAUAAUAAUGAUAUAACCAGUAUUUGAGACACAUUACGUUGCAUG